UAUUGGCGAGAGAAUACCUUCAAUGGGAGCUGAGUGAGGAAAACACAUUCCGUAUGUCUAGCAUACAAAAAAGUAUUGCGGCUAGAUGUCAACAGGUUGGCAAACCACUAUUUUUGUCAGGCGGAGUCCUGUCAAAUACCGUACAAACUGGAGAAUUAGUAUGCAACGAAAUAGCAGAUGUGACUAACGCGCUUUUUGAUGGAGUUACCGGAUUUAUGCUGUUAAAAGCUUUCGAUAUAAAUUAUGCUAUAAAAGCUGUAAAAACUUUGAACGAAAUAUGUUGUACAGUGGAACCGUUGAUUUUUAAGAAAAGUCAAUUUUGGAGACUUAGUACCGAGAUAAAAGUACCAGUGAAUAACGCAGAAGCUGCAUUGAUGUCCGCAGCAAUGGUUGCGAAUAUUAUAGACGCACGAGUAAUUAUCAUGCCGACUGUAUCUGGCCGAACUGCGAAGGCUUUGUUGUGGUUACGGCCUUCGGCGUUGAUUAUCACCGUUAGCACUAACCCAAGGACAACAAGAUUCUUGUUCACGUACAGGAACAUCAUACCGCUUAUGUUUACUGGUCAACCGGACAGACAUUGGGCCAAAACAGUACAUAGCCGCGCAGUCUAUGCUCUGGACUUUGCAAUAUCGAGAGGUUACCUCAUACACGGUGAUAUGUACGUGACAUUACAGAGAUCAAUCGAAGGUAUCACAUAUUGUGAUAUGGUCAGGAUCUUUAAAGUUACUACAAGUGGCAGACAUAUGUUACAAUGUCCAGAAGAAUAUAGUUUUGCAACUAAAAAGGAAGAUAAUGACGAUGAUGAAAAAAACCAUAAAACAAUAGAUAGAAAUGGUGAUACAGAAAACGAUACCAAAGGUAAAGAUGAAGGAAAACCAAAAAAGGCAAGUUAGCCUGAAACG
Hyposmocoma kahamanoa is the source of this 902-nucleotide messenger RNA. RefSeq names its product pyruvate kinase-like. The transcript has 5 exons. Bases 54 to 893 code for a protein of 279 amino acids. Gene Ontology annotation, molecular function: potassium ion binding; magnesium ion binding; pyruvate kinase activity. The record is from RefSeq and is a predicted model, not a curated record. Gene Ontology annotation, cellular component: cytoplasm. Gene Ontology annotation, biological process: glycolytic process. NCBI's taxonomy places the organism in Eukaryota, Metazoa, Arthropoda, Insecta, Lepidoptera, Cosmopterigidae.